Messenger RNA from Branchiostoma floridae (Florida lancelet), 5032 nucleotides. RefSeq names its product apoptotic chromatin condensation inducer in the nucleus-like. Lineage: Eukaryota; Metazoa; Chordata; Leptocardii; Amphioxiformes; Branchiostomatidae. Gene Ontology annotation, molecular function: nucleic acid binding. The coding region runs from base 22 to 3519 and encodes 1165 amino acids. The record is from RefSeq and is a predicted model, not a curated record. The transcript has 23 exons.
CGGCGUGCAUUCGGAUUCAAUAUGGCGGACGAACAACUGCUAUUGGACGGCAAACCGCUGAACCAACUGCGCGUUGUGGACCUCAAGGCUGCCCUCGAGAAGCGAGGACUGUCCAAAAGCGGUUCAAAGAACGAACUUGUCAAGAGGCUCAAGCAGGUUUGGUCCUCACACCUUUGUUUUACCUCAGGGAGCGACGCUGGCGAGUUUUCCGGCGCAGUUUUUGCGGGGUUUGGAGCGGGGCGUUGUGUCGAGGAAGAUGAAGCUCUUGCCGAUGUUGAAGCGUUGAUGUUUGAAAACCUCCAGAAGAAAGCAGUCAAGGAAGAAGGUGUUCAGCCAAAUUUUGCUAUUGCUGAGGAUGAGAAGACAGGAGCCAAUGAGUUUAUCCAGCAGUACAUGAAAGAACAACAAGAGCUGCUGAGGAGACAACUGGAGGAGAAACGAAGGCAACAACAGGACCAAGGUACAGCCUCUACUGCAGCAGGCCGCCCUCCCCAAGGGGAACCAGCUAUAGGGAAGAAGGUAGAAGAAGUAGCAGCCAAGGAGACAGAGGAGGAGGAGAGGACCAAACUGCCUCCACAGGUGGAAGAACAACCACCACCUGUGCUGCAGCCACACUCAGAACAGGCCCCCCAGGUGGCACCGGUACCCUCCCCCCCUCGGCUGGAGCAGCAGAAGAGACAGGAACCCCCUCCGGAGGAACCCCCUACAAAACACCCCAGGUUACAGAGAUCCAAGCCAGAAGUUGAGAAAGAAGAAGACAAAGCCCCAGAACCAGAGCUGCCCCCCCAGCCACAUAAGGAAAAAGCAGAGGUUGCCGAGGUAGAACCCCUCCCUCAAACUGUCUCCCAACAGCAGGAAAUACCCCCUGAGGAGACUCCCCCAGAAGCAGUAGCCGAGCCCCCUCAGCCCUUGCCAGGACCCCCCUCGGAACCCCAGGAGGUAGUGGUCGAUCCUCCGCAACAAGAAGAGCCUAACCCUCCAGAAGAAGUUGAGGUUGACCCCCCUAAAGAGGUCAAAGUUGACCCUCCAGAAGUAAUAGAAGUUGAUCCUCCAGAAGAAGUCAAAGUUGACCCUCCAGAAGAAGUCAAAGUUGACCCUCCAGAAGAAAUAGAGGUUGACCCUCCAGAAGAAGUUAAAGUUGACCCUCCAGAAGAGGUCAAAGUUGACCCUCCAGAAGAGGUCAAGGUUGACAUCUCACAGGAGAUACCAGUUGACCCCCCAGAAGAGCCUCCUGAGUUGAGCUACAGUCCAGAAGAGCCCACAGCUGAAGAGGUUGAGCCUGACCAACCAGAAGGCACAGAAGCUAAACAGGUUAUCGGUAGCCAAUCAGAAAAGCAAGAGGAAGAAGAGGAGUCUGUUGAACAGCAGAAACAGCCUCCAGAAGAGAAACGGCAAGAAGAGGCUGCUGAUCCAAUGAUCGAGGACCCUCCCUCUGGAAAAGAGUCAGAGAGAGAGGACGAGACCAAAGUGCAGCCUGAACCAGAAGCUUCCCCACAGAAGUCCAAAGACAUGAAGGACACAACGGCAACGAGUGACGACCCGCCACCCCGUAAGGCUAAGAAGGCGCUAGCGGCAAAGAACAGCCGACGCAGGAAGGAUAGCUCGAGUAGUCAGUCCAGCUCCUCAAGCUCCCAGUCCAGAUCUCGAUCCAGAUCUAACUCCAGCUCCAGCAGUAGUUCCUCAGAAGAGGAGGAGAGACGGCCCCCCAGGAAGUCUGCUGUGUCAGCUGUCGCCAAGAAGCCGGAGCCUGUGAAGAAGGCCAACAAGAAGCCGGUCCAGGAGAGCCCGAAGAGCGAGCGCGAGGACGGGAAGGACGAGAGCUACCACACCGCGCCAGAGAUCUCCUUCACUGAGGAGAAGAUAGAUGUACAACAAGAGGAAACUAAGGAGGAACCGAAAAAGCCUGCCGACACCGAAGUUGCCAUGGAAACAGAAGAGGCCCCGCCCGAGCCCGCGGGAAACAAAGAGGAAGCAGACAAAGAGACAGGUGGAGGUGACAACAACGUUGAGAAACCGGAGAUUCAGCCCGUGGUGUUCAAGAGCAGGAAGAUAUCCAUUGCCUCACGGAAGCACUCGACAGAGGGCGCUCCUGAACAGCAGCCGGCUCAGCCUGGAGGGCGGAAGCGUCGCUGGGGCUCCAGCAGUACAUCUGGUACCGUGAAGAGAACCAUCAACAUCAGCUCACAGUCACUCAAGGAGGUCUUGCCUGAGAUCAAGCCCUCAGUGCUGAAGGAGGCAGUAGUGGACCUGGGGACAGAUGAAGGGCCAAUCAGCGAUGAUGAACCCCCCCUCAACACAGAACCUGAGGAGAUCCAGGCCGACAAACGGGAGAUCAAAAUCCGCAGGACUGUCACUCAGGAGGAACCCAUGCAGGAUAAGAGAGAGAUUAAGAUAUGCCGAACUGUGACACAGGUGGUGAAGACCCCCCCUCCUGAGGAGAAGGAGAAUGGUGAGGGGGAGGCGGAGCAGCAGGAGGUUGCCAUGGAGACAGAUCAGAACCAACAGGAGGAGAGGAAAGUCGUCCCAAGUGAAGAAGUGGUGCGUAAGGCGGUGUCCAGACAGUCGUCCCUGGUGGUGGACGAGCCCGUAGAGCCGAACCGUUCACCCUCGCCCGCCCGCCGCCCCGUGAGUCAGAUCGUGCACAUCCUACACCUGGUGCGCCCGUUCACCCUCGGACAGCUGAAGGAACUACUGGGGCGUACGGGAACCAUCGCGGAGGACAAGGGCUUCUGGAUCGACAAGAUCAAGUCCCACUGUUACGUCAAGUACGAGACUGAAGACGAGGCAGUGAAGACCCGUCAGGCCCUCCAUGGGGUGCGCUGGCCCUCCUCCAACCCCAAAACACUUCUGGUGGACUUCGCAGACCAGGAUGAGCUGGACCUCCACCUGGGUGUGGUUCAGGAGAAGCGUGAGGUGCUGAAACCCGAGCCGGCGUGGGACGAGCGCCGCCGGGACAGACGCGCGUCCGAGCGCGAGAAAGACAUCCGAGAGGAGCGGGCGGAACACGAGAGGGAGAGAGAACACAGAGCCAGAGAGCGUGAGUGGGACAGAGGGAAGGAGAGAGACAGGGAGGCCUCCAGAGAGAGGGAGCGAGAGAGAGAACGGGAGAGAGAGAGGGAGAGGAAGAGGAGGGACAGAGAGAAGAGGGAAGGUCCAGAGAAGAAGAAAGAGAAAGAACCAGACGAGGCCCCUGCCAAGCUGUUGGACGACCUGUUCAGGAAGACCAAGGCUGUCCCCUGUAUUUAUUGGUUACCGCUCACUGAUGAGCAGGUACUCGAACGCAUCGCUUCUAAGGCAAAGGAAGAGGAGGACAGGGAGCGAGCUCGCGAGGAACGCCGCGAAAGGCUACGCAAGGAGCGCGAAGAACGGGAGGAGCAGGAACGCAAGGAGCGCGAGAAACGGCGGGAGGAACGCCGCAAACGUGAGGAAGAGCGGAGCCGAGAUCGUGAGCGCGAGAGGAAGCGUAGUCGGAGCGCUAGCCGCAGUCGCAGUAGAAGCCGGUCUCGGAGGAAGCAUUAGGGUUUUCGAGAUGUGCAAAAAAACAUGCUCUAAUGACUCGAUACAGCCUAGGAAAUAAACAGUUGUAAGAUACUCAACCUUUUCAUAGCCUCCAUGAUAGCAAAUACCACAGUGUUGAUGAUGAUGUAAGCAUGUUGUCUAUGGUAUGUACCAACUAUGAUUCCAGAAGACAUUGAGUAGAAUGUUUCUCUCUCUCCUUGGCCUAGUGACUGCUAAGUAUUAAUUUUUUUUAUUAAGUUUUGCUGUAAGUAUGUAUGUUAAUUUGUCACAGAAAUUCUCUAGUUUUUGUAACACAUAAUGAACAUGUCAUUCCUACUGUAAUAUUUUCUCAACCUUAUGUUGUUUGUAGAUGUAUUGAAUGAGUGUGAGCAGGGGUCUUACCAGGGUUUUUUCACAGUGUAGUGCAGUGAAGCAAUGUAGCAAGCUGCACAGGUGAGAGCAUUGUAAGGGGUAUCCGUGGGCAUCAUUCCCCUGAAGAUUUUAUAUUUAGAAAUGUCAGAAACACUAUUUCCUGCAUUUUGAGGGGCAAAUUUUAUGAAUCAUAGCCAUUUUUUUUACCUUUGUUACAAAAUAAUAGAAAAGCCGGAUAUGAGGUUGUAACACAGCAUAGGACCCAAUAUCACAGCAUAGGGGAUCCAAAUCACAGCAUAGAGGCCCCUUAUGCUUAACUGCACUGGCGAGAACCCUGGUGAGAGAGUGAGGGUGGUUGGUUUUUAAGUUUGAAACCUGUACAUAAUUUUGUUGGAAACUGUAGCGCCACUUUUCUACCGUCGUACUGUUGAGAAGUAUCUUUGACUGUGACUAUUCCAAUACUUUGUGAAGAGCUGUUUGAAUUAUAGCCAUCUAAUGUGGACUAAGUCUGUUAGAACUGACCAUGCAAAAUGGUGGGAAAUCAUAACAAGUCGACAACAAAAGAUGUUGUCAGAUUGUUGUGCUUGGACCCUUGUAAUCUUGUUUUUAUUUUCAACUGCAGCUCAUAAUAUAAUACAGAAAAUCACCAGCAAAAAUGAGCGCACAUGUAAUAGCAUACAAACCAUGUACUCAUCUAUUGUAAAAAUUGAUGUUCCUAAAAUCAUUGCCAGGACUGGCUGAAAAUUAGACUCUUAACAGGCUUGAGAUUUGAAAUCCAAUCUCGCAGUUUUUUUUAGAAUCUGCAAAUGCAUAUACUUGUCUUCCUCUACCAUUAAAGAUAUUGAGAGGACAUUUUUUUCAUGUAUCAAAUAGUAGCAAACAUUUGCCACCGUAUUACUCACAAGUGCAGCAUCGUUUUGAUAUAAUUAUGCAAAGUAGUCUUUCUAUUAUAAUUCGUGAUCGGUUUCAGAAUUAUUGUGUUCAUGUUACUUAUUAGGGUUGAAGGCAGCAGCUUAAUGUUUUUAAUUGCACUUUAGAUUUUGAAAUUGACUGACUUGUAUAUGAUGUCAUUAUGGUGAUUUCUUUCUAAGUAUAAAUCUGAUAGUGAUAUUUACAGAGAUGAUGUCGAUGAGAAAGGUGAAUAAAGGUCAUUUGUUUUGUA